AUCUUCAUCACAUCUCCAAUGUCGGACGUUGAAGAGGAAUCGGCCGAGAAGCGACUGAAAAUUGUGCUCGUGGGUGACUCCGGUGCCGGCAAAACCAGCAUCGUUCAGAAGUUUUGCAACAACGAUUUCACUAGGCAAUACAUACCCACCGCAGGCAUCGAUUUCUUUCUUAAGAACAUCAGCAUCGGCAGCUACAAAAAUGUCAAUCUACAUUUAUGGGACGUUGGCGGACUCGCUCUACAUGGCAACAUGUUGGAUAAUUACAUUUUUGGAGCACACAUCAUUCUUUUGGUAUACGACGUUACGAAUAGCUCAAGUUUCGACAUUUUGGAAGAGUGGCUCAACAAAAUCAAAAGUUUUAUUGAAGCCUACGAUGAAAUACCUCUAAUAGCGGUAAUAGGUAAUAAAUGUGACAUGGAACAUCAAAGAACAGUUAAGAGAGACAGGUCGCAUCGAUUCGCCGCGGAAAACGGAUUUCCUUAUCAUGAUAUGUCUGCGAGAACUGGAGAAUCGGUAUCUUUAUGCAUAGCAGGUUUGGCAGCUCAAGUUUUAGGUGUUCGAUUAACAAGAACGGAUCAAGAUUUUCAUAAGCCCAUCAUCAUCGCUGAAAUUGGUGACACAGUAGAUGUAAAUUCAAUACACAAAGUCGUAAAAAGAUUUCCUACUAAAAAACAAUUCCCAAUUGCGUUCCAUCCCCAUUUUCCCACCUCGAAAUCUACGGUGUGUAUAUUGCAAUGAUAAUGAUCAGACAUUUUUGAAUAAUGUUAUAUAAAUUUUAUUUAUUUGAGUAUGUGUUCAUAACAACAAACAAAAUACAUAAUGUAAAGAAUGUAUUUUUUACGAUUGUGUGUGAAUGUAUCAAAUUUGUAUAUUACAAUUAAAUAAUACAUCGUAUAGCAGAAAAUAUAAAAAUUAUAUUUAUGUAAUACGAGCAUAGUAUGGCGGAUAACGCUUGAGAGCUUGUAUUCAAUCCCAAAAUCCAAAAAAUUUUCAUGCGUCCCUAACUCCUCUUUAGUGGUUUUUCAAACCAAGAGUACUUAUUACCAAAAAAACCUCUCAAACUGCCGUUCCUAUAAUUUAAUGCCGGGACCGGCAUUAAAUUAUAGGUUCCGUAAACCUAUAAUUUAACGCCGGUAUGUAUGUACUUGCGUGCGCGUCACGGGCAUAAGUACGAGAGGUGGCUCUACUGGAAAGAAUCAUGUCAUAAAGUUAUAUAACAAAAUCGUGUAAUUAAGACAAAUAAAUGAUGUAACAGAUAGUUCCAAAUCAGUACGUGAUUUUUUAAAUCACGUGGUUUGAAAAAACUUUUGUAAAUACACAUGUAAGCAUUAACAACUGGCUUGUAAGCUAAUAACUGGCUCCUUAGCCUUGUUAUUACAAUUUAUUUGA
Molecule: messenger RNA, 1389 nt
Organism: Trachymyrmex cornetzi
Lineage: Eukaryota; Metazoa; Arthropoda; Insecta; Hymenoptera; Formicidae
Product: ras-related protein Rab-28
Exons: 4
Coding region: 19-738 (239 amino acids)
Molecular function (GO): GTPase activity; GTP binding
Source: RefSeq, a predicted model, not a curated record